AUGACAUUUAUCUUUGUAAAUACCUGUUUUUUUCGUGUCACCCGGCAAAAACAGAUCACUUCUCAGAAUGGUAUUACAUCUGAUCAUCUAUGGACAUCAGAUAAUAUUGAUAACCAAUACUUAAAGGGACCUGUGCAAGUACCAGACGCUUUAACUGUAAAUAAUACUUGUCCUGAAAAUGCAAGAGUAUUUUCCAAUGAUCCUUCUGCUGUUUCUGCCGGAAUAACUAGUCGUGGCGCUAGUAGUUUGAGCCAUUUUGGCAGUAGCGCUUUGGGAGCCACUCCUGGAAAUAUUAAUUCAUGUUCGAAUUCCCCUACUGGGGCUAUGACCAUCACUAGUUCGGGAUCAAAUUCUGCCAUGCCUACAACAGGUACUAUUCCUGCAGAUUUGAUGGACCACACCUGCAGUGGAUCAGGUUCCGGAAAACCUUUACUGGUUCAGCGAACAGUCGCUAGGCAAGUUCAGUUGGAAGAACGUAUCGGUGAAGGUCGUUAUGGUGUUGUAUGGCGAGGUGUUUGGCAAGGUGAUCUAGUAGCAGCUAAAAUCUUUUCUAGUCGGGAUGAACGCUCCUGGUUCCGAGAGACAGACAUUUAUCAGACGGUGAUGUUACGUCAUGCAAAUAUUCUAGGUUUUAUUGCAGCUGAUAAUAAGGAUACAGGACUGUCUACCCAAUUAUGGCUUAUAACUGACUAUCAUCCAUUAGGAUCAUUAUAUGAAUUUCUACAACAACAUUGUCUGACACCGUUUGCUCUUUUACGGGCCGUUGCAUCUAUUACUAAUGGUUUGGCACAUUUACACAUGGAAAUUACUGGGACACAGGGUAAACCUGCUAUAGCUCAUCGUGAUCUGAAGUCUAGAAAUAUCUUAGUUAAAAUGGAUGGUGAAUGUUGUAUUGGAGAUUUGGGUUUUGCUCUUAAAUUGGACUCAUCUAUGAAUACUGCAUUAGAAAUUAAUUCAAACUCAGAUCGUGUUGGAACCAAACGUUAUAUGGCUCCUGAAGUGUUAGAUAAUACAAUACGUUUAACAAGUCCAGAAGCAUUUAAACAAGCUGAUAUGUACAGUUUAGGUUUGGUAUUUUGGGAGGUUACAAGACGGUGCUAUGUUCGUAAUUUAUUCGGACCAGAUGAAUAUCAACUACCUUAUCAAGAUCUUGUGUCUGCAGAUCCUUCAGUAGAAGAAAUGAAGUCUGUUGUUUGUGAACAAGGUCUACGACCAGGUCUACCAGCUAUAUGGUCGAAACAUGAAAUUAUCCGAGCACUACAAGAUAUAAUGAGUGAAUGUUGGUAUGCUAGUCCAUCGGCUAGACUAUCAGCUAUGCGUGUUAAAAAAUCACUAGCUGGUGUACGUAAACAAUUAGAUACUAAUCCAGCAUUGUCAGAUUUUUCACAUACUAAUUAUCUACCUCCAGAAGCUACUGAUAAGCUUCCUUUUGGCAUAAUUCGUUGUCCAUCUGUGCCACGUAAUACUAUGAAUAAUACUAAUACUAAUACUACUAAUAAUAAACAAAUAAAUUUAUUACCAAAUCUUACAAGUACCAAUUCUAUUGGUACUACAGUUGGUAAUAAAUUACUCAUCUCAGGCAGUCAUAACAAUACAACUUAUAAUGAUAGUAAUAAUCCUUUAUUAACCACUACCAUCACUAUCACACCUCCAACAAUGCUUGAUAGUAAUAUUCAUCAUAGAAAUUGUCAAUGUAAUGAUGAUAAUAAUAUUUUAUAUUCAUCAUUAUUAUAUAACAAUGGAAAUAUUUCCUCGUAUUGGUCAAAUUGUGAAUAUGAUAAAUUAUUAUUAUUCAAUACACAUAAUAAUAAUGAUGAUGCCAAUCCUCCUCCUCCUCCUCCUCAUCAUCAUCAUCAUCCUCAUGAGAAAUCCAAUAAUAAUAAUGAUAAUAAUUCAAAGCAUUUAUAG
Schistosoma curassoni is the source of this 1908-nucleotide messenger RNA. NCBI's taxonomy places the organism in Eukaryota, Metazoa, Platyhelminthes, Trematoda, Strigeidida, Schistosomatidae. The record is from the annotation of a GenBank genome assembly.